ACAACGCUGUUCGUCAUUACAAAUGAAUCUGAAAACUCUUGGCUACAGCACUAUUACUUGUAACGUUAACAAUUUGUGUUUUAUUUUACGACUAAACAAAUUACCAGAUAAAGUGAUCACUACGUUGGAUCCGUCCAUGCAUAUAUAAUGACUAUUAAAAUAUUAGCUAAUUUCGCGGUCGCUAAGAAAAUCGUGUCCCUGCAGCCUCUGAUUUCUCGGACCAAUUUGUUUACAUUUGAUAUUACCUACACAUAACAAACCGUAUUUACACCAGUAAAGAAGUAUUACAUUCUGAGACACACAAAAAUCUUCCUACAGAGAACAAGAAUAAUAGAUAUAAUAUAAAAACAACGAAGAGCCAUAAAUGAAAAUCCAGGGAGUCUAAAUAUAGUCUAAAACCCUAUAAAAGAAGAAAGAAGAAGAAGAAGACUACCAUAUAGUCUAAAACCCUAUAAAAGAAGAAAACAAGAAGCCUUAUUUAGGGAUUUAGCUGAAAACCUCAAACUUUCGUUUGAACCGUCCAAGAGCAAACAUCAAACCCGGUAAUUGUUAAGUGAACAGACGGACGAAAAAGCCGGAAAGAACUUCACGCAAUUCCAACCAGUAAUUAAUAACAACACUGCACCAACAUACAAGUGCAGAUCAACCACCCAUAAAGAAGUACUGCAUACUGAGACAGAUAUUCCUACAAAGAACAAGAAUAAUAGAUGUAAUUUGAAAACUAUUAAGAAUUACAAAAAAAAAUAAAUAAAAAAAAAUAGUAUAAUUGAAACCCUAUAACAGAAGAAGCAGCUGGAAAAAUGGCAUUCGUAUCAACAAUUCGUCUUUCAAGAAUUUAUGGAAGUUCAUAUCAAACAAAUUGAAAUGAUGGACUUUUGUACAUAGAUAAAGCACACACAAAGUUACAAGAAGGACAAUUGUAUCUGCCCAAAAGGAUGCAACAAUAAAAGUGUAAUACAUUAAGCUGGAUUUGCACAUCACAUGCCCAAGCUUCAUCAGAAGAAAAUGGAAAGCCUUAUGACAUAUCAACUUAUCAGUUUCCCUAUACUCUGGAGGAAAGAUCAUUGAUUUUGAGCAUCAUUAAUAAUGCAACAGAAGAAAUGUUAGCAAGACUGAAAGUGUCUAAAAGUAUGAGAAAGAAGCUGUUAAAGGACAGGCAUCAAACUGGAAGUUAUAUGGAUUUGUCACAACUAUUGAAUGUUGAUGGAAUGGGAAUUAAGUCAGUUGAACAGCUCUGUUCAUUCAUACUUAAAGACAUGGGAGAAACUGAGAAGGAAACGGAUCCUAAUGAUUCAAGUUUUGUUUAUAAGAAACGUUUAGUCAAGCCAAGAUUACAGCAACAUGUAUUGAAGAAUAUAAAGACAUUGGUUUCACUAGAUGUGACUGUAGGUUUUCUCUCUUGGACCAAAUUGGACAACAAAAGUGCUGUAUUAGAUGUAAAUUGUGAAGAGAUCCUUACUGCCUCAUCUCGACUUGAUUUGCCAAAGCUUUAUGAAAAGGUGGUGAAUAUAUCCAAAAGAAUCCCAGUGGCUGAUGCUUAUGUUUGGGAGGAGAAAGCCAACUAUGGACACUUACAAGGAGCAACUCUGGGCAUAAUAAUAGCAUCUUUACAGUUGGCACAGAUUAGAGGAAUGCUGACUGCAUUAUUGGAACCUUGUCAUGGACGAGGUGCAGAGAAGCGGCUUUUUUAUCUUCGUGAUGCUCUUGUCUCCAAAUUAUUUAGACUUAAGGUUGGAAGUGAAAGAAUCUCAGGCAUCAACCUAGCAGAUCAGUUGGUAAAGGGCCACCAACUAUUGGAAUGGUUACCAGCUUUAGAUAUAAGUAAAGAAGCGCAGACAAAAUUUAUUACCUGUGAACGAACCAAAAGAAGGCAUAUGGCCACUUCUUUAUUCAUAGGACUAGCAUUCUCCCAAGUACUUAUCCUGCAGAAUAAAAAUGCCCUAAAAAUUUUAAGUAGAUGAAAUUGUUAGCUUUAUGCAGUCCUAGAAAAGAUAUUCAUUGCAUUGUCAUUAAUAUUAGACUCUUAAUGAAUUGAAUAAAGUCUUGAUUUUUCAGAA
Molecule: messenger RNA, 2057 nt
Organism: Penaeus chinensis
Lineage: Eukaryota; Metazoa; Arthropoda; Malacostraca; Decapoda; Penaeidae
Product: transcription elongation factor, mitochondrial-like
Exons: 8
Coding region: 1101-1961 (286 amino acids)
Biological process (GO): transcription elongation by mitochondrial RNA polymerase; mitochondrial transcription
Cellular component (GO): mitochondrial nucleoid
Molecular function (GO): DNA polymerase processivity factor activity
Source: RefSeq, a predicted model, not a curated record